Molecule: messenger RNA, 451 nt
Organism: Racocetra fulgida
Lineage: Eukaryota; Fungi; Glomeromycota; Glomeromycetes; Diversisporales; Gigasporaceae
Source: the annotation of a GenBank genome assembly
CUUAUGAUGCUAUUACUGAAGACAAUCCAGUUCCACCUGAUAUUACAUUAUAUGAUACAAUCACCUUUGUAGCUCAAGCAUGGAAAAACGUUACUGUAGGUACAAUUAUUCGCAGCUGGAGUAGAGCCGGGUUGAAAACCUCUGAGCUUGAAGAAACCGAAUUGGAAGAAGAAAUUAUAAAUCUUAUUGAACGUUUACCAAUUAGCGAUCCUUUAAAUGUACAUGAAUAUAUAGAGAUUGAUCAAUAUAUGAAUAUCGAAGAAGACUUAACUAUAGAUGAUAUUAUUGAUGUAGUAAAUGGACAAGAGGAGAGCAAAUCAGAAAAAGAACAGAAAGAAAUAGUUAAAAUUGGAGAUGCAAUUGUAGGACUUGAAAAGUUGAUACAAUAUAUUCAGCAAAAUGAUUUGGAAAUUACUUCAUCUUUAAUGAAAGAUUUAUAUAACCUUAAAAG